Messenger RNA from Talaromyces amestolkiae, 2199 nucleotides. RefSeq lists its product as uncharacterized. NCBI's taxonomy places the organism in Eukaryota, Fungi, Ascomycota, Eurotiomycetes, Eurotiales, Trichocomaceae. Gene Ontology annotation, molecular function: zinc ion binding; DNA binding; DNA-binding transcription factor activity, RNA polymerase II-specific. The record is from RefSeq and is a predicted model, not a curated record. Bases 1 to 2199 code for a protein of 732 amino acids. Gene Ontology annotation, cellular component: nucleus. Gene Ontology annotation, biological process: regulation of DNA-templated transcription; DNA-templated transcription. The transcript has a single exon.
AUGUUGACAUUCAAUCAUCUGAACGCAGACGCAUUCGAGAAUUCCAAAAAACCCAACGGUCGAAAGAGACCCCGUAUUCGGGAGCCCGUGGCAUGUAAUCAUUGUCGAAAAUUGAAAGUGCGCUGCGAUCGCAAGUCACCAUGCAAGCAGUGCCGAGAUCGUGGAAUGGAUACAGAGUGCGCUUACUCGCGUUCCAAAAGUCCAGUAGUUUCGGUCUCGGGGUCUGUCAGGCCGUUGGUAUCUCCUCCAAGUACAGAGAUAGAUGUACUGACGGCACCCGCCUCCGAUGGCGAGGUACCUCGCAACGUAUCUACCGCCAGCCAUGGCAAUGGUGCCUUCAGAGGGUCUGAUUACAAAACAAGACUGAUUGGCGGCACCCACUGGCUAGCGGCAUGUAAUGAUUUGCCUGUAGUAGAAGCCAUGCUGAAGAAGACCGUCGACUUUCAACCUACGUGGAGCAAUUUCGCGGAAGUAAAGUCUCUCCUUCGCGUGGCAAACUCGGUACCAGCAGGAGUGGCUGGAGCUGGUAAUACGAAACUAUGGCAUCUCCUUCCCGAUCGACCGACCUGCGAAAAAUGGAUUCGGCGAUUUUACGAGACAUAUGGUAGAAUCUAUCAUGUGAUCGACCAGAACUUCCUGAUCGGUCAACUGCAGAGGGUAUUGAUUUCACCCGUCGAUGCCAAUGAAGUUUACAUUCUCAAGAUUCUGUUGGUAAUUACGAUUGCCAAGCAGACGGACAAAUCAGAGCGAUUACGAGGGCGACUGAUAAUGCAAGAAGCAGAAUGGCAUAUAUAUACAUCUCCGCCGUUCCAAAAACCUUGUAUAGGCGUCAUGCAGGUUUUGUUGCUGCUGAUUAUUUUGAAGACUAUCAAUGCCUCAGAUACUGACAGUAUUCACGGCCUCUUGGGUAUUAUGGGGCUGACUACGCAAAUGGCCUUGAGCAUGGGUUUGCAAAGGGAUCCGGCUUUGUUUCCAAAUGUCACUCCGUACUAUGCCGAGUUUCGAAAACGAUUAUGGGCGUGCUUCUUUCGAUUGAACCUUGAUUAUUGCAUCCGGAGCGGAUCUCAAUUUAGUAUUAGAUUGGAAGACGUGGAUUGCCCUCUCCCGAGUUCUAUCGAUAUUCAGACCCUUGACCAGGGAACCGCUAGAGAGCCAGUUCUCCUGCUGAGCCAGACGCAGCAAGCAUCGGACCAAGCUUUCAACAUCGCCGCUAUGAAACUUGCCAUGAUGAGAGCUCCAUUACAACAGCAGCUUUGCUCCACAACACCACAAUUAUCGAGCGAGGUACGCGAUCAAGUGCGCGCCUCUUGCCGUAAAAUUCUACGUGAGCUGCCCCCAAAUUUGCAAGAGGGGGCUUCGUCAUGCAGUCCAAUCGAAAAACUUCAACAAGCCAUAUUGACCGCGCAUGUACAUGGCUCUAUGAUUAUCAUCACACAUAAUAAUGUUCUCGGAGUUCUACCCCAUAAAUCACAGCGGGACGAUCUCUAUGAAGCAUGGGACAAUUCAGUGCCCAUUCUCAACCAGUUACAAGAAGUGUUACAAGGCGACUCGGAGCUGUCUAGUGUGGCUUACCACUUUCUUUGGAGUGACCUUGCCCGCGCCGCAUUGACUGCGUGUUUGGUAGUGUUUCGCCUGCGGAGCUUCACUCUGGGGACAAUAGUCUCUAAUUGUCCUCCUCCUACGCUAGUCAUGUUCCAACAGCACUUAUCAAAGUAUCUUGAGUACUUUUCACAUAUAUUAGCGGGGAGGUACCACCUUGGACCUGUCGUAGCAAAGACGAGACUUAUCCUUGCUGUCACAACAAGUAUCACCUCAAACCUGUUCCGCGACUUUGGCGACAUACAACAUGAUUCCAAAUUCAUAAAACUCGGCAUCGCAGCUGCUGAGGAGACUGUUACGGAAAUGCAACGGUCUCUGAGGCGGGAAUAUCAAGUCUCGGCACCCUUGUUGCUGGAAUUCAGUGAUACUGCAAGGAUAGAGACUGCCCUAACUGCUCCCCAGCCUUUGAUCACUAAUUGGAUGGACCCUACACAAAUUUCUGAUCCCUUGACGCGGACUUUGUUUGCAAGCGACUGCGACUUUGGUCUGGGCUCAAAAUCUCCGGACUUAGAUUUGGAGUCCAGUCUUUACGCUAUGGCACCAUUUGAACCUACCUUGACAAAUCAGUCCACGACCGACAGUCUGUGGGAAGAUAUAUAA